Molecule: messenger RNA, 4627 nt
Organism: Onychomys torridus (southern grasshopper mouse)
Lineage: Eukaryota; Metazoa; Chordata; Mammalia; Rodentia; Cricetidae
Gene: Ift122
Product: intraflagellar transport 122
Exons: 26
Coding region: 869-4261 (1130 amino acids)
Biological process (GO): protein localization to cilium; non-motile cilium assembly; intraciliary retrograde transport
Cellular component (GO): intraciliary transport particle A; non-motile cilium
Molecular function (GO): protein binding
Source: RefSeq, a predicted model, not a curated record
GUGUGGUCACAGCAUUGUGGAAACAAUGUACGGAAGAGCUUUCCUCCUCAAGAUGAACUUGAAUUCAACAGGAGGCGGGUGGGUAGUGGAUGACCACUGACUAGCUUAGCUAGCACUGCGCUGUGUGUCAUGUAAUGUAUUUUGCUAAUCUGACACCACAGAUUUCCAUCACUCCCCUCUCACCAACUCUGUCCUCGUCAGUGUCUCUGCCUCCAGGAAUGGCUUUGCAUCUGCCCAGUGUCAAAAACUAGAAAAGCCAGUGUGCUCUGAGCUUCCUACUCCUUCAGGGCAGUGUUCACAGCUCUCCCUUUCCUAGCAAGCGCUCCUGCUUCCGCCCCCCACCCAACACCCUACAGGCCUCAGGUGCAGCUGUCCCUGCUGCCAACUCUCUCCUUCCCUCCAGACUCAGGAGGGCCUGUCCUGAGCAUUUCUUACAGCUGUGGCCUUACAUGUUCUGGUCAUUGACUGAUGCCACCCAUUGGCCUGUGGGCUCUGGAAGGUAGACGUUACCCCUGCUUUUGCAUGCUUGUAUUUCUGACACCUAGCCUGGUCCACAGUAAGUACUCCACAGAUAAAUUUUUGUUAUGUUGUAGAGAAAUACCCCAAAUACAAACUGUGCCAUCGCUACCAGGUGUCAUGUACAUGAAUGCUGUUGUGCAACCAAAGUUUGGCAAGUAAAGUCUUCAGAACCCUUCAUCUUGCUGAACUUAAACUCAGUGCUUGGCACCUUCCAUUUUGCCCCAUCUCAGCCCUGGCAACUGUUAUUCUCCUUCUGAUUCUAGGAGUUUGGCUCCUCUAGGUGCCUCACAGAAGUGGGAGCUUGUAGUAUUUGGUGUUUGGUGAUUGGCUCGUUUUACGUAAUGUCCUCAUGGCCCAUGCCUUCCUCUUGAAGGCUGAAGUGAUACUCCACUGUGCGUCUGCAUCCCAUUUGGAUUGCUCAACAGCUGACGGACACUUAGGCUGCUCCCCCUGGUAUCUGCUGCACAAUGACUCUAUACAGUGUGUUGCCUACAACCCUAUUACCCACCAGCUGGCAUCCUGUUCCUCCAGUGACUUUGGGCUGUGGUCUCCUGAGCAGAAGUCUGUCUCCAAGCACAAAUCCAGCAGCAAGAUCACCUGCUGCAGCUGGACCAACGAUGGUCAGUACCUGGCUCUGGGGAUGUCCAAUGGGGUCAUCAGCAUACGGAACAAAAAUGGCGAAGAGAAAGUGAAGAUUGAGCGGCCAGGGGGCUCCCUCUCCCCGAUAUGGUCCAUCUGCUGGAACCCCUCAAGAGAGGAACAUAAUGAUAUCCUGGCUGUAGCUGACUGGGGACAGAAACUUUCCUUCUACCAGCUGAGUGGGAAACAGAUUGGAAAGGAUCGGCCACUGAACUUUGACCCCUGCUGUAUCAGCUACUUCACCAAAGGAGAGUACAUUUUGGUGGGGGGUUCAGACAAGCAGGUAUCUCUUUUCACCAAGGAUGGAGUGCGACUGGGGACCGUUGGGGAGCAGAACUCCUGGGUGUGGACCUGUAGAGUGAAGCCUGACUCCAACUAUGUGGUGGUAGGCUGCCAGGAUGGCACCAUUUCCUUCUACCAGCUUAUCUUUAGCACAGUCCACGGACUCUACAAGGAUCGGUAUGCCUACAGGGACAGUAUGACAGACGUCAUCGUACAACACCUGAUCACGGAGCAGAAAGUUCGGAUUAAAUGCAGAGAGCUUGUCAAGAAAAUUGCCAUCUACAAAAAUCGAUUAGCGAUCCAGCUGCCAGAGAAGAUCCUCAUCUAUGAGUUGUAUUCAGACGACUCGGCAGACAUGCACUACCGGGUGAAGGAGAAAAUUGCCAAGAAGUUUGAGUGCAACCUGCUGGUGGUGUGCGCUGACCACAUCAUCUUGUGCCAGGAGAAACGGCUGCAGUGCCUGUCCUUCAGUGGAGUGAAGGAAAGGGAGUGGCAGAUGGAGUCUCUCAUUCGGUACAUCAAGGUGAUCGGUGGCCCUGCUGGAAGGGAAGGUCUGUUGGUGGGCCUAAAGAAUGGCCAGAUCCUGAAGAUCUUUGUGGACAAUCUCUUCGCCAUUGUCCUGCUGAAGCAGGCCACAGCCGUGCGCUGCUUGGAUAUGAGUGCCUCCCGGAACAAGCUUGCUGUGGUGGAUGAAAAUGACACAUGCCUGGUGUAUGACAUCCACACGAAGGAGCUGCUUUUUCAGGAACCAAAUGCCAACAGUGUGGCCUGGAACACCCAGUGUGAGGACAUGCUUUGCUUCUCUGGAGGAGGCUACCUCAACAUCAAGGCCAGCACCUUCCCAGUACACCAGCAGAAGCUGCAGGGCUUCGUGGUUGGCUACAAUGGCUCCAAGAUCUUCUGCCUUCAUGUCUUCUCCAUGUCUGCCGUGGAGGUGCCACAGUCUGCUCCAAUGUACCAAUACCUUGAUAGGAAAAUGUUCCGAGAAGCCUACCAGAUCGCCUGUCUGGGAGUGACAGACACUGACUGGCGUGAACUGGCCAUGGAAGCUUUAGAAGGACUAGAGUUUGAAACUGCAGAGAAGGCCUUUACCAGAGUCCAGGACCUUCGCUACCUAGAGCUGAUCAGCAGCAUUGAGGAGAGGAAGAAGCGGGGAGAGACCAACAAUGACCUGUUUCUGGCAGAUGUGUUUUCCUACCAGGGGAAGUUCCACGAGGCUGCCAAACUGUACAAGAGGAGCGGGCACGAGAACCUCGCACUCGACAUGUAUACUGACCUCUGCAUGUUCGAGUAUGCCAAGGAUUUCCUUGGAUCUGGAGACCCUAAAGAAACAAAGAUGCUCAUCACCAAGCAGGCCGACUGGGCUAGAAACAUCAACGAGCCCAAAGCUGCGGUAGAGAUGUACAUCUCGGCAGGGGAGUACACCAAGGCCAUAGAGAUCAGUGGCAGCCAUGGCUGGGUUGACAUGUUGAUUGACAUUGCCCGGAAGCUGGACAAGGCUGAGCGGGAGCCCCUGCUCAUGUGUGCUCAGUACUUUAAGAAGCUGGACAGUUCAGGCUAUGCUGCAGAGACCUACCUGAAGGUGGGUGACCUGAAGUCUCUGGUGCAGCUGUAUGUGGACACCAAGCGCUGGGAUGAGGCCUUUGCUUUGGGUGAGAAGCACCCUGAGUUCAAGGAUGACAUCUACGUGCCCUAUGCGCAGUGGCUAGCGGAGAACGACCGCUUUGAGGAAGCCCAGAAAGCAUUCCACAAGGCCGGGAGGCAAGGGGAAGCAGUCCGCGUGUUGGAGCAGCUCACACACAAUGCCGUGGUGGAGAGUAGGUUUAACGACGCUGCCUAUUAUUACUGGAUGCUGUCCAUGCAGUGCCUUGACAUGGCGCAAGCAGACCCUGCCCAGAAGGAUGUGAUGCUUGAGAAAUUCCACCAUUUCCAGCACCUGGCUGAGCUGUACCACGGCUACCAAACCAUUCACCGCUACACGGAGGAGCCGUUCAGCUUUGACCUCCCUGAGACCCUCUUCAACAUCUCCAAGUUCUUGCUGCACAGCCUGACCAAGGCCACCCCCUUGGGCAUCUCAAAAGUGAAUACCCUCUUCACACUGGCCAAGCAGAGCAAGGCCCUGGGUGCCUACAAGCUGGCCCGGCAUGCCUAUGACAAGCUGCGGGGGCUGCAGAUCCCUGCAAGGAUCCAGAAGUCCAUUGAGCUGGGCACCCUGACCAUCCGUUCCAAGCCCUUCCAUGACAGUGAGGAACUGGUACCCUUGUGCUACCGCUGUUCCACCAACAACCCGCUGCUGAACAACCUGGGCAACGUGUGCAUCAACUGCCGCCAGCCCUUUAUCUUCUCCGCCUCUUCCUAUGAGGUACUGCACCUGGUGGAGUUCUACCUGGAAGAGGGGAUCACCGACGAGGAAGCUGUUGCCCUCAUCGACCUGGAGGCACCUAGACACAAGAGGGAGAGCAGAUGGCAGGAGAUGGCCAGCAACGGUUCCCAGACACUGAGGCUGGAUGAGACCGUGAACUCCCUAGGAGAUGAUGACCCGUUCACAGCCAAGCUGAGCUUUGAGCAAGGUGGCUCUGAGUUCGUACCCGUGGUGGUGAACCGGUCAGUGCUGCGUUCCAUGAGCCGAAGGGACGUUCUCAUCAAACGCUGGCCCCCACCGCUGCAAUGGCAGUACUUCCGCUCGCUGCUGCCCGACGCCUCCAUCACCAUGUGCCCUUCCUGCUUUCAGAUGUUCCAUUCGGAGGACUAUGAGCUGCUGGUGCUGCAGCAUGCCUGCUGCCCUUACUGCCGGAGACGCAUCGACGAUUCCAGCUCGUGAGCACUGACUGGCCUCUGGGACCACCUGCUCCCCUGGCCUCCUUGCUGUCCCCACACUGCAGAGGAGAAAGAAUUAAACCCUCAAAAUGUGUCUGCUGCCCAGAUGAAGUUUGUAUAUUGGGGAGGGGCCUCACCUUGUGUAACCACAGAUUUCCUAUUUAUGGCAUUUCGUGCCUUGUAAAUAGUGCCAGGAGAUGCAGAAGAGAACGUACAUAUAUUUUCUAAGAAAAAAAAAAUCUGUUACUUUUAGAAGGGCUCAAGUGUUCACGGCAGCCUGCUGGAGUCCGCAGAUCUGUCAGACCGUUACCGUGAACACUUUGUCAACAGAUUGCCUCAAUAACGACAAUUAAAGGGCUACUCGUUUUCA